Molecule: messenger RNA, 655 nt
Organism: Lepus europaeus (European hare)
Lineage: Eukaryota; Metazoa; Chordata; Mammalia; Lagomorpha; Leporidae
Product: ubiquitin-like protein ATG12
Exons: 3
Coding region: 1-645 (214 amino acids)
Biological process (GO): autophagosome assembly; autophagy of mitochondrion; C-terminal protein lipidation
Cellular component (GO): phagophore assembly site membrane; cytoplasm; Atg12-Atg5-Atg16 complex
Source: RefSeq, a predicted model, not a curated record
AUGUCUCACGAAGACAGAUUUCCUGUUCUAACCCAAACCCCAUCUUUUGAAGGAGAUGGAAUUUAUGCUCAAAGAGGGAAGACAGCGGAGGAGCCGGAGGCCGUGCUGCCUCUUCCUCCGCUCGCUGCUGCUGGUGGCAAAGGACUCCUGGAGGGCUCCCCAGAAACAGCCACUCCGGAGCCCCCUUCUUCCGCUGCUCUCCUGCUGGGGACGGAAGAGCCUCCUGGCAACACCAAGAAGAAAAUUGACAUCCUGCUGAAGGCUGUGGGAGAUACCCCUAUUAUGAAAACCAAGAAAUGGGCUGUAGAGCGAACAAGAAGCAUCCAAGGACUCAUUGGUUUCAUCAAAAAGUUCCUUAAGCUUACGGCCUCAGAACAGUUGUUUAUUUAUGUGAACCAGUCCUUUGCCCCUUCCCCAGACCAAGAAGUUGGAACUCUGUGUGAGUGUUUCAGCAGUGAUGGCAUUACUGCAAGUCACAGGUGUGGGGAUGAACCACAGAGAGAAACAGCUUACUACAUAAAAGGAGGAAACGGCUCUGUGGCCUGCCCAGCACGCCUCUCCUGUGACCCUAAUUUAAGCAUAAAAACGGCCAUAGAUUGGACGGACUCAGGAAGAUGUGACCAGGAUGAUACACAGACAUCCUAAAAGACUGACA